AUGAUGUGGUCUUCUACUUUUGAAUUAGAUAUUACACCAUCAAUGCAAUAUUUCAAAUCACUUUUACAAAAGUAUAAUCUCAAUAUGAUGAACAAACAUCUUUUAACUCUAACAAAUGAAGAACAAGAGAAAUUGAAUCAAAUUUCUACCAUUAUGAGAGAAACUAAUCUUCCAUAUUUGGAACAAUUAUUGAAUAAGAGAAUGCCAAAUCAAAAGUAUUUCUUUGGUGAUGAAUUUGAUGUGUUGGAUAUUUGUCUUGGAUUUUGUUUGGGAGGUGCAGAGUUUUGCAAUUUAUUGAAUAAUUUUCCUCAUUGUAAAGAAUAUUGCACAAUUGUUAAUUCAAGACAAGGUAAUUUAAAAUCAUUACAACAAAUGAUGAACAUGAUUGAAUCACUUUCCAAUUCUAAUAAUAGUAUGGAAAGUAAAAAGAAGGAAGAAGAAGAAUAA
Naegleria gruberi is the source of this 447-nucleotide messenger RNA. RefSeq lists its product as uncharacterized. The transcript has a single exon. Lineage: Eukaryota; Heterolobosea; Eutetramitea; Acrasida; Naegleriidae. The coding region runs from base 1 to 447 and encodes 148 amino acids. The record is from RefSeq and is a predicted model, not a curated record.